Molecule: messenger RNA, 695 nt
Organism: Laetiporus sulphureus 93-53
Lineage: Eukaryota; Fungi; Basidiomycota; Agaricomycetes; Polyporales; Laetiporaceae
Exons: 2
Coding region: 87-386 (99 amino acids)
Source: RefSeq, a predicted model, not a curated record
CAUCCGACGCCCAUAUUUCUGUGCCACACCUUGGUGGCUGAGCUCCUCCAAUCCCAUUCCCCACCAAGCAUUCCAUUUGCACUCCUAUGGCUGCUCUCUCAGGAUCAUCAAACUACUAUUACUACAUCCCGGCGUCCGCGCUCUCGCCCAGCCCAAAGCCAACUCGACAACGCACACACCCUCCCGUGGCACCCUCCCAGCGCACCGCCUACACUCGCGCCCCACAACGCCCGCGCGCAGCGACCGCCAACGUCUCGGCCAGCGGAGCCCACUUGAAAUGGCUCACAUCCAACCCCCUCCUCGGGUUACCUCCGUCAUCGGCCUCCUCCCCUCCCGAGUCCCGUCCCACAAGUAGCCGGUACCAUGCGCCGCGGAUCGGGCUAUGAUCCCGCGCGAGCUGCCUCAUGGCGAGAAUCUGCCCUCUUUGCUCGGAAUGGCAGGCCCCGCCCGUCCAAGAGGCGGCGGCGAGGGCGUAUCUGAUCAAAAGGCAAGCGAGAUGCGCGACAUCGAUGACGGAAUGCCCUGCAAGGUCCGACGCUCUUCACAUCCGCUCUUCACUCCUCCAAGAUGGUCUGCUCGGCGAACACUUCUUGUGUGCUCCUGUGCUCCUGGUCAUUAAUAGAAUCGCGGCCUGAUCCGCGUUCCCGCUCCCAAGUGCUCUUGGUGCUGUUACAGCUCUUCAUUUCGACUCGCGC